This is a messenger RNA of Gastrolobium bilobum, 1431 nucleotides long. RefSeq names its product ras-related protein RABC2a-like. The coding region runs from base 298 to 936 and encodes 212 amino acids. Gene Ontology annotation, molecular function: GTP binding; GTPase activity. The transcript is spliced from 6 exons. The record is from RefSeq and is a predicted model, not a curated record. Lineage: Eukaryota; Viridiplantae; Streptophyta; Magnoliopsida; Fabales; Fabaceae.
UGUUGUGUGCACAAGAAGGAAGGGCACGUGGACACAAAAAUAAGUGUUUGAAGGAAAGAGGACAUUUGUCCAAACCAAACCACUGUGAUUUUCUUGGACCAAAUUCUCAACCGCCUGGACUACUUGCCAACCUCAUCUCCUUGUCUUGUUUUUUUCUUUCUUUCUUUCUUCCAAAGCUUCUAUCAUUGGUUUCUCUCUAAUCUUCUUGUUGUUUAUGAGUUUUGACCCUUUUUGUGAAAGGGAAAGAUUAUCAUAGUGGAAUGAUUCUGGCACAGUUUGGAAGUUGAAAAAGAAAACAUGGGUUCUGCUUCAAAAGUUGGGAAUAGCAACUAUGAUUACUCUUUUAAGGUUUUGUUGAUUGGUGAUUCUGGUGUUGGCAAGAGUAGUCUUCUCCUCAGCUUCAUCUCCAACUCUAAUUCUGUUCAUGACCUCUCCCCCACAAUUGGUGUAGAUUUCAAAAUCAAGCUUUUUACAAUUGGUGGUAAAAGAUUGAAGCUUACUAUUUGGGACACAGCUGGGCAAGAAAGGUUUGGGACAGUAAUAAGCUCGUAUUACAGAGGUGCACAUGGAAUCAUUCUUGUCUAUGAUGUGACACGACGUGAGACAUUUACAAACCUGGUGGAUGUAUGGGCAAAAGAAGUUGAGCUUUACUCCACUAAUCAUGAUUGCAUCAAAAUUCUAGUUGGCAAUAAGGUGGAUAAGGAGAGUGAAAGAGCUGUAACCAAAGAAGAGGGUAUGGCUCUUGCACAGGAACAUAGAUGCUUGUUCCUAGAGUGCAGUGCCAAAACUAGAGAAAAUGUUCACCAGUGCUUUAAUGAUCUCACAUUAAAGAUAUUAGAUUUGCCAAGUUUACGGGAAAAGGGGUCUGUGGUAGUGAAGAGACAAAAGCAAAGGCGCAUAUAUGAGACACCUCAAAGCGGUGGUUGCUGUUCUUAAUAAAUAUGGUCCAACAUGAAUGUGCAAAGAUUUUACAACUGGGAUACUACAGUUACUAGCUGGUCUUUGUAUCAUGUCAAGGGUCACAAGCAGAUUGUUUGGAUGAUCAUAUGCUCCAAUAUUAUUUUUUCAGCCUAUUUUCAUAACUUACACAAGAAGAUGCUUGAGAUGGAUAUUGCCUUCUCAAUAUCUUUUGAAGCCACAGUAUAACUCUGUUUAUGAUAGUCAAGAUGAUCACAAAGUUCUUUAAUAUAUUACGCUUUUUCUUACUUUUAUUAUAGUUUUGGAAACACCUACCGUCUUGUACAGCUUAUGUAAAUAUGUUAGGGUUGGUUAAGUUAGGAUAUACAGCAAAAUUACAUGUACUAUUUUUGGUUUUUCUUUUUUGAAACCCCCCCACCCAACAUUGGAUAAGAAAGGAUUUUGUAUUUCAUAUUACAUGUCUGUAUUUUCUAUUUUUUCAAACCUCAAGAUGUAUGGGCACUGGAAAUUCAU